This is a messenger RNA of Prunus avium (sweet cherry), 471 nucleotides long. RefSeq lists its product as uncharacterized. Gene Ontology annotation, cellular component: COPII-coated ER to Golgi transport vesicle; endoplasmic reticulum membrane; Golgi membrane. The record is from RefSeq and is a predicted model, not a curated record. Lineage: Eukaryota; Viridiplantae; Streptophyta; Magnoliopsida; Rosales; Rosaceae. Gene Ontology annotation, biological process: endoplasmic reticulum to Golgi vesicle-mediated transport.
AUGCCGGCUUCGAUAAGCAUGGAUGAGAAUCUAGGAUUCCAGUCUGGACUUUCCAGACCAGGGCUGAAUCCCCCAUCAGUUCAGUUUGAGAACGGAUUUUGUGAAGCUAGCUCAGAACUCAUCCGAGGCGGAUUCGGUGCAUAUGGAAAGAGAAUUUGUGGGUCAAGUUCUCAGUAUGUGCAAAGCAAUAUAAGCAAGUACUUCUCAGAUCCUCAAUACUACUUCCAAGUGAACGCUCACUAUGUCAGGAACAAACUGAAGAUAAUUUUGUUUCCAUUUCUGCACAGAGGGCAUUGGACGAGGAUAACGGAGCCAGUUGGAGGCAGGCUUUCUUAUAACCCUCCAAUCACUGACAUACAUGCUCCAGAUUUAUACAUUCCAUUCAUGACAUUUGCAACAUACUUGGUUCUUGCUGGCAUCUCACUAGGCCUCUCUGGGAAAUUUAGCCCGGAAGCCAUAAAUUGGCAGUUU